Molecule: messenger RNA, 207 nt
Organism: Ostreococcus tauri
Lineage: Eukaryota; Viridiplantae; Chlorophyta; Mamiellophyceae; Mamiellales; Bathycoccaceae
Product: Protein translocase complex, SecE/Sec61-gamma subunit
Exons: 1
Coding region: 1-207 (68 amino acids)
Biological process (GO): protein targeting; post-translational protein targeting to membrane, translocation
Cellular component (GO): Ssh1 translocon complex; membrane
Molecular function (GO): transmembrane protein transporter activity
Source: RefSeq, a predicted model, not a curated record
AUGGAGGUCGCCGAUAUCGUCGCCAGACCGGUCAAGGAGUUCGCCAAGGACAGCGCGAGACUGGUGAAGCGAUGCACCAAGCCGGACGCGCGUGAGUUUUGGAUGAUUGCUCGACGAACGGCGACCGGGUUCGUGAUCAUGGGGUUCGUCGGUUUCUUCGUGAAACUCAUCUUCAUCCCGAUCAAUAACAUCAUCUUGAGCUCGUAG